Messenger RNA from Olea europaea var. sylvestris, 2887 nucleotides. Its product is annotated as nuclear transcription factor Y subunit A-7-like. Gene Ontology annotation, molecular function: DNA-binding transcription factor activity, RNA polymerase II-specific; RNA polymerase II cis-regulatory region sequence-specific DNA binding. The transcript is spliced from 6 exons. Lineage: Eukaryota; Viridiplantae; Streptophyta; Magnoliopsida; Lamiales; Oleaceae. Gene Ontology annotation, biological process: regulation of transcription by RNA polymerase II. The record is from RefSeq and is a predicted model, not a curated record. Gene Ontology annotation, cellular component: CCAAT-binding factor complex. The coding region runs from base 1686 to 2657 and encodes 323 amino acids.
UUUCCUUUACCAUACAUAUACACAAACACAGAUAUAUAUGUACAUAUAAAAGAAUUUAUAUAUGCUAUAGGUCUAUGUUUGUAUACUCAUCGCACUGUUGUAUCCAUAUUUUUAGUUUGUGGGAUUUGUUGAUUAUAUGUAUUUGGCUUUGGAUUCUUGAAUGCAUGUGGGUUUUGAGGUUCAUAUGUUAUGCUACUAGUAAUUCUGUAUAUUAGGGAAGAACUUUUCAGUAAAGUUCUUGACUUUUCAAAUAUAAAUUUGAUUUUAGUCUUUUUUUUCACUAUAGUAAACUUAAUCUGAGGAUAGGGGAUUAUGGGUUUGAUUCUCAUACUUAAUCCAAGUAAUUUAAUUUUAGUGAUGUGUUUAGCAUGAGUUGAUGAUUCUUGAAAGCAUGUGGAGUUCUAAGAUGGAGUUCUCAAUGUUUAAAAUAACUAUUAGAUGAAAUGCCUCGAAUCCUGCCCCUUAAGUUCCAUUUGCGAGGUUGUCUUGCAUUUUUGCAUACACUGUAUUACUGACUAUUUUUCUUUUUUUUAUUUGGUUUUUUUUAAGUUUGUCAUGAGCUAAACUUUUAAUUUUGUUAAUUUAUUUGAUUUUGGAAAUUUUUAAAAUGGUGUAUGAUUAAUUAUGAGCAUAUUUCUGUACUGAAUUAUUUAUUAGUCUAUCUAGAGGCUUAUGCCUAGCCUCGCAGAGGCAAAAUGCCUUGGUAAAUAAGCCUUUUGAACUUUGAGAGUACUAUUGCCUUAGUAAUAGGAGAGUAAACUUGCAUAUAGAUUGGACUGUGCUUUUUAAGUUGUGAUUUUCUGCUUAUUUUCAUUCUUUUGCUUUGAAUCCUGAAAAAGUUCCUCUCUUACAUUCUCAAUGAGGGAAAAAAGGAAUUCUUUGUAUUGAGUUUAUUUAUUUAUUUAUUUCUCUAUUGGGAAUAAGCUUGUUUCAUUACUGAUUGUGUUUCGUAAUUGAGUGAAAGAUGGGAAUUUUGUUUUCGAUUUUGUAAAAGGGACUCAAAAUCUCAUGAAUGGCCUGAUCAAACGUAAUUAUCUUUUACAUUUGUUGUUUACUAGGGGUGUUAAAGCUAACUCUUUAGUUUUCUUAUGUAGAAUUUUUUGUAUCGAGCAAGAUGCAUAGUAAUUUUUGGUCUCCAUGAACUUUUUGGUACUCUUUUGUUUGGUUGUCAAGAUUUCUUUUUCUCUAUAAGACUUUCUGAAUUUAACCCCAUUCUAAGCCAAAGAUAAUCGAUUUGAGUAGGUAGUCAGUUCCUGUUAGGUGAUUACUUCAUCAAUUGUAAGCUCACAUUAUAUACAGAAAAUUCACCAGCUUCUACUUUGAAUCAAUUGUGUAGUGUUAAAUAAUCCACUAGUUAAAAUUUGAGUGGUUGGAGUGGUUUCUGCUCGUUUUGAUGUUUCCGAUUUUUAUGUUGAUUUGUUCGAUUUUUUGCUUCUGUGACUUCCAGAUACUUGAAAUAUAAUAGUUCAUUGUUUAGACAUUGAUUUUGGAUUGCUCGAGUAGAUUGAUGGUUCAUUUCAUAGAUGAUACACACACACACACACAUAUAUAGGACUUCUAGUUUGUACAAGUUGUGAGGUGCUCAAAAACAUCAAAUUUCAACUGAUAAAUGCUGGGUUGGAUAUUGAAGCACGAAAAUGCCGUAGCCAAUGAUUUUAUUAUAAUUUGCAGUAGUCUAUAACCAAAUGUGUUCAUGUUAUCUUUUUCUCAAGCAGUUAAUUCCCAAUGUGAAUCCAAAAGCAUUCCUCGUUGCGUUCAGAGCUUAUGAGUUAUGCCUCAGGAUUUGGCUACUUCACUUAAAUUUGCACAAAAAGUUCUCUGAGUCAUCACCCAAAAAUCUCAAUUCCAAAGUAGAAUAUCCUUCUCAACAUUUAAGUUUUCAACUCCAAGACCAACACUCGUCCUCGACUCAAUCAACAGGCUCUUAUCACGAAGUGACUGCCAUGGGAAAGACAAGUUCUCAAGAUCAAUGUGCUUCGGCAGACUCUGAUGUACUUGAUCAAAGCUGUGGAAAAUGUGUACAAGAAGUGAUACCGACUUUACUUCUGGGCAAUCCAGAUUCUUUCAUCAGUCCUUCACAAGCCGAAAUUAGCCAACCGAUGGUUCCAUAUGCUUACUCUGAUCCCUACCUCAGCAGGUUAUAUACUUCCUAUGGACCUCAUGCUAUGUUUCAGCCCCAAGUUAUGGGUUCUGCCUCAAUUCGGGUGCCACUUCCCGUUGAUAUUUCAGAGGAUGGUCCCAUAUAUGUCAAUGCUAAGCAGUAUCAUGGAAUACUUAGAAGGAGACAGACACGUGCAAAGCUCGAAGCUCAAAACAAACUCAUUAAAAAUAGGAAACCAUAUCUGCACGAGUCUCGACAUCUUCAUGCACUAAACCGAGUUAGAGGUUCUGGUGGACGCUUUCUUAGCUCAAAGAAGCCUCAACAGCCCAAUUCAACUCAUUCGUCCAGCUCCCUGGGGAUGGUGGACUCACUUCAUGUUGAAGCUGAUACGAACGAAACUCCAAUUGAAGCUACAAGGGUCGGCAAUGGUGAUGUCGUUUUCUCACAGUCGAACAGCAUGUUUUCGAGUGUCCAGUCCAAUGUGGUCGUUCCCAUGCAAGGUAGUAGUGGCCUCGUGUACCAUGGAAAUAGGCAUUAUGCUUCCAUUGUCCGGUGAGAAGUCAUAACGUGCAAGGCUCCCAGCAGUGAGGCAAUUCAUCCUUGGCUCCGUCAUUUCAGUUUUAGAGGUUUUGUGCUAAAAAUUCUCGACUGGUAGAUUAAUUUAUGUUUGACAGGUUCUAGUUUUCGGUUUUUUGUGAUCUGUUUUCUUGAAUAUACAUGUUCAUUUCUGUUUCUUGGAUCAGUUUUUGAAUGUCUAAGUUCAUCAAUAAAUUAUUGCUGCUCAAA